Molecule: messenger RNA, 1275 nt
Organism: Lachancea lanzarotensis
Lineage: Eukaryota; Fungi; Ascomycota; Saccharomycetes; Saccharomycetales; Saccharomycetaceae
Product: LALA0S08e07206g1_1
Exons: 1
Coding region: 1-1275 (424 amino acids)
Molecular function (GO): saccharopine oxidase activity; sarcosine oxidase activity; flavin adenine dinucleotide binding
Source: RefSeq, a predicted model, not a curated record
AUGUCUGACAUUAUUAUCAUUGGUGGAGGGGUUUUUGGCCUUUCUACUGCAGCUCAUUAUGCAAAAUCAAACUCCGUAACGGUGAUAGACAAAUUUGAGAUACCCUCGCCCUUAUCUGCAUCCACCGAUUACAACAAGAUCGUUAGGCUGGAAUACACGGAUCCCGUAUAUGCAGCAAUGGCCGUCGAAGCUAUGGACUAUUGGCAAGGAAAGGGCGACGAUGUGUACCCGGCUGGUUUGUUUCAAGAUACCUAUUCGCACUGCGGGCGCAUUUCUGUUGUACCUCCGAAGAGUUCGCCCAGAUACGAUUUUGAAGUACAGAGCCUAAAACUGCUAAGAGAAGAGUUUGGUCGCUGUGAUUCAAUUGCUGAGCAUAUCAAUGAUUUGACUUGCGGCAACGUUUUCCCGGAGUUUGAAAAAAGUCGCGCGCAAGGUCUCUUUAGGUUCAAUCCCGAUUGUGGCAUUGGGCUCGCUGCUCAAUCGCUCACUGCUAUCAAAAGCUAUAGUAAGAGCCUGGGAGUAAAUUUUAUAGAGAAUGACGGAGUAAUGAGCAUUGACAGUGGAAGCAAACGGGUGAAAGUCACUAUGGAGUCCGGGCGGGAACUUUUGGCUGAAAGAGUGCUCGUAGCGUGCGGUGCAAACACUCCGUCCCUUCUGGAUCUUGGCCAAAGUGUGAAAUCUACGGGACUGUACGUGGGGCAUAUCCAGCUGAGUGUGGCAGAAUAUGAAAAAUACAAGAACAUGCCUGUGGUGUUCGAUCCAACAAUUGGAUAUUUCUUCCCGCCAGAUCGAGCAACAAGGAUCCUCAAGCUUUGUGCGAGCGCCAGCUCGACCUACGAUAAAUCUAGUGAAGCGCUUCUACCUCGCUAUCAAUGUCUCGAGCCCGAUAAGGUCAAGAGCAUACCUGUGCAGUCUGUGGCACAGAUCCGGACUUUGAUACGCAACUACCUGCCGGAUCUCGAAUUUGGCCCCAAUGGGCAACUGCGAGAUGUGAUUGACUGCAAGGUAUGCUGGAUCAGCGACACGUCCGAUUCAAAUUUUAUUAUUGAUGAGGUACCAUCGAAACCCAAUGUUUUUGUAAGUUGUGGGGACUCUGGUCACGGCUAUAAGUUCUUGCCCAAUAUUGGUGGCUAUAUCAAGGCGCGAAUGGAUGGAAAUCUAUCCCCUCAACUUGCCCGCAAAUGGUCUAUACGUGAUAGCGAUUGGACUUCCCAGAUAAUUCCCUGGCGGGUAGAGCACAAGCGGAAACACAUUGACGAGAUAGAAUGGCACUGA